Molecule: messenger RNA, 920 nt
Organism: Didymodactylos carnosus
Lineage: Eukaryota; Metazoa; Rotifera; Eurotatoria; Philodinida; Philodinidae
Source: the annotation of a GenBank genome assembly
AUGCUAUUACCAAAUGCCCUGUUGAAAGUCAGCAAUAAAACUUCAACCAUUUCUGCUAUCAAUUUGUCUGAUUAUAAUCGUGUACUUCAAGAAGGAUGUCAGAUUGGUGUGGUAUCAUAUCCGACUCCAGUAUCAAUGUGUGUACCUCUGGUACCUAAACAAUUACGGCAACAGCAACAUCAUAAUGAGAAGCACAUGAUUCAUGAAUGUAGAGUGUGUCUUGUUGAAUUCGAUGCAAAAGCUCAAGUGUUCAAUCAUCUACAUAAAGGACGGCAUUAUAAAUCACCUAAUAAUGUUGAAAUAAAAUCAAAACCAAUUCCGUCUUCAUUAUUUGAACAAGUUGAGAAACUAGCUGAUCACAUCGUAAACAAAGAGAAGAAACAAAAAAUAAUUGAUGUGUUAAGAAAACAUAUAAAAAUAUUCGAUACAAGUGAAGCCACAACCAUUAAAACAGUGGUCACUCACACAAUUGAUAUUGAACUGGGGCAAAGGCCAAGACAACAGAAAUGGCGUCGAUAUUCACCUGAACAAAACAAAUUGAUCAAGGAAACAGUGGAAACUCAAUUGGAAAAUAAGCAGAUUAGACCAUCGCAAUCGCCGUGGUCAUCUCCAGUGGUUUUGACUAAGAAAAAGGAUGGUAGUCCUCGUUUUUGUAUUGACUAUCGUCAACUCAAUGAAGUGACAAGGAAGGAUUGCUAUCCUUUGCCCAAUAUACAGGAGACGUUUGAUCAAUUGGCUCACUCACGAUUUUAUACCAAGCUUGACCUUAAAUCAGGAUACUACCAAAUACCCAUAGACGAAAAAGAUAAACCGAAGACAGCGUUCAACACUCAACAAGGAUCAUGGGAAUACAACGUUCUGCCUCAAGGGAUAAAGAACGGGCCUCCAACGUUCCAAAGAAUCAUUAACAAUACAUUGGG